Messenger RNA from Dreissena polymorpha, 2119 nucleotides. RefSeq lists its product as uncharacterized. Bases 50 to 415 code for a protein of 121 amino acids. The transcript is spliced from 2 exons. The record is from RefSeq and is a predicted model, not a curated record. Gene Ontology annotation, molecular function: zinc ion binding. NCBI's taxonomy places the organism in Eukaryota, Metazoa, Mollusca, Bivalvia, Myida, Dreissenidae.
UAAAGAUUGUUCACACAUACCUGAGCUAUUCACCUGAACAGUGACAAAGAUGGUUUCAAAGUUUGAGGCAUCUAUUUCCAAGGGAUCUGAUUUAGUCUUUGACUUUUCUUGUGAUAUUUGUGAUGAAAAUGAGAUAAACAAACAGGCCGACAUGUACUGUGAGAAAUGUUCAAAGUGUUUAUGUGGCAGCUGUAUGCAACACCACAAUCAACUCUAUAAAAAGCACGUGGUAUUUGGGAGAACAGAUCUGACCGAGUGGCCAGUUACCAAGGCAACAGAUGAUCCAAUAGAACUGUGUAGGGAUCACAAGGGCAGGAAAAUGGAAGUGUUUUGCGAGGAUCACUAUGAGUUGCUGUGCACAGUCUGUCAUGUUCACAAUCACAAAGCAAUGUCUCCACGUGAUGCUAAUAGCUGAUAAAGUGAAAGGCCUUCGCCAAAAAGAAGAUUUCCAACAACUUUUAGCAAAAUUCAACCUAUUACUAGGGCAGUUUGUUGAGAAGAAAACACAAGAAAAACGUCCAAUCUUAUUCUGGAAGAAAUCAAUGUUUCUCGUAAGAAUAUCAAUGAUUAUUUUGAUAAAAUGGAGAGAAAUACAGUCCAGGAGUUAGACACAGUGAAGACAUCUGUCCAACAUAAUGUCAAAACAUGCAACCAGUUUAUCGGAAACAUAAAAGCUGUACAAGAAGAGUUGAGGAAAAUUAAUGACAAACUUGAUGCUUCUCUUUUGUUAAUGUACAAACAAGGCCUUCACCAUAGAUUUAAAGCAAGGGCAGCUUUAAUUGAAAUGCCAACAAAUGUUGAAGUGGCAUUCACAUAUAUGCCAGAUACAGUCAUAGAAAAAAGGUUGUCUUGUCUCGCAAUGUUACAAAAUAUACACAGAGACAUACAGGAAUCGCAAAAUGAAAAAGACACACAUCAUGAAGAAAACCAAGUAUCAGAUCCAUCUAGGCAGACUACUACUGAAAUCGAGUUAAGUGAAAUAAACCAGCCAAGCUUGAUGUCAGAUUCAGAAUUAGGUUUGACAGGCGAAACAGAUAUCAGAAGAAAGUCGGCUUAUGAGAAUAUUCAAAUACCCGAUUUCGGAACCAGAUUGCAGCUUAAGUCUGACCCAGCACGCAUAACUCAUCAAAGUUAUGAAGUAAUCUGUCCCAUACAAAUCAAAACAGCAGAGUAAAAAGUUAUCAACAGUAUAUAGUGAAAUUGACUGAUGACUCCUUCCCCUGCAGUAUAACCAGCAUUUGUGAGAUAGCUUACGGAAUCCUUGUCAUCGCAGAAAUGGGUAAAACGAAAAUUGUUGGAUCGAAUUUACAAUGUGGUGUCCCAACUUGGCUUGAAUGGUUCCCCAAGGUCCAAGUUCAGCGUUGAAUCUAAUCUAGUGGCUGUUGCUCUGGAAAAUCAUGAAUGUUUAUUCAUCAAACUCACCAAUAGCAGCUUGGUACAAGACAGGACAUUUAGACUAUACCACCAGUGCAUGAGUGUUGCCCAUCACCAGGGUAAUCUGUAUAUAACAUGUAGCAUAUGUAGAUCUUGUGUCUACAAGAAUCACCGUAUCUUAUUUUGCGAGACAUGUAAACAUUGGGUCCACAAGAAGUGUACACAAGUGAAAACUGAUUUUUAUCAGAUGCAUAAGCAAUCGGCGACACGUCUUUCUUACACGUGCCCCCAUUGAGACUAUGUUCCCGAAGCUUCAGCACCAGCCUCCCCAUGUCGGCAACCACAUCCACAUGUCUCGAGCAGAGAGGUCGACCCAUCUACACCAAGGCCACAGAUUCCAUCAAAUUCAUCAGAUGAACAUUUUCAGUGUUUGAUAAAAAGGGACUUCAUUUUAUACAUUUUAACAUUAGAUCUCUUUUACCUAAAUUGUCUGAACUCAAAUUAAUUGCUGUCAAAACUAGAGGAGCUGUGAUAUUUUUUUCACAGACUUGUUUGGACAAUUCAGUUAAUGACGCUGAGAUAUACCUAGAUAAUUGCUCUGUCGUUAGACGGGAUAGAGAUAGACACGUUUAGAUAGAAUGUACACAAUUUUUUUUGAUCACUUUAUUUUCUCAGGACCUUUGAUAUGCAUAUGUUAUAUGGCUAACACUUGACAAUGUACUAUGAACAAGUCGUUAUAAAUUUA